GGGCAGGUGUGAGCAGCACCAGCUGGAGGGGGUGAACUGGCUGCUCUUCAACUGGUACAACGGGCAGAACUGCAUCCUGGCGGACGAGAUGGGGCUGGGCAAGACGAUCCAGUCGAUCGCGUUCCUGCAGGAGGUGCACGGCGCAGGUGUGCGCGGCCCCUACCUGGUGAUCGCGCCGCUCUCCACCAUCGCCAACUGGGAGCGCGAGUUCGGCACCUGGACCGGCCUCAACACCAUCGUGUACCACGGCAGCCUGGCCAGCCGGCAGAUGAUCCAGCAGUACGAGAUGUACUGCAAGGACGCCAAGGGCCGGCUGAUCCCGGGCGCGUACAAGUUCGACGCGCUGAUCACGACGUUCGAGAUGAUCCUGUCGGACUGCCCCGAGCUGCGCGAGGUGCAGUGGCGCUGCGUGGUCAUCGACGAGGCGCACCGCCUCAAGAACCGCCACUGCAAGCUGCUGGACAGCCUCAAGCACAUGGAGCUGGAGCACAAGGUGCUGCUGACGGGCACGCCGUUACAGAACACGGUCGAGGAGCUCUUCAGCCUCCUGCACUUCCUGGAGCCGUCGCAGUUCCCGUCCGAGGCCGAGUUCCUCAAGGACUUCGGCGACCUCAAGACCGAGGAGCAGGUGAGGGGCGCACCUGGGCACACCUGG
This is a messenger RNA of Passer montanus (Eurasian tree sparrow), 655 nucleotides long. RefSeq names its product chromodomain-helicase-DNA-binding protein 8-like. The transcript has 4 exons. The record is from RefSeq and is a predicted model, not a curated record. The annotation marks the transcript as partial. Gene Ontology annotation, molecular function: ATP binding; ATP-dependent chromatin remodeler activity. NCBI's taxonomy places the organism in Eukaryota, Metazoa, Chordata, Aves, Passeriformes, Passeridae.